GUAGGGUGGGUCCCAGCAGAGCGGACCUGAGGAGCGAAGGAGGGGGUCUCAUCCAGAAGGAGAACGGCACGGAGAGAGCUAUUGUGCGGAGCAGAAAUAGAGUUUCCCAUUUUUCAAGAAGGACAGCACAGAGGACAGAGACAAGAUGAUGCUGAGAGUGGAGGAACUGGUGACUGGGACAAAGAACGAUGGCAAAGAAACAAGAAAUUUCCUACCAGAGGAUUUCAAAAAUGGAGACUACGAAUCUGCUAAAACCUUAGAGAAACAAGAGGAUCGGAAAACACUUCGGACACUUCGCUUUGGGGCUCUGGAAAGUCAAACUGAGGAAAUUGAGAAGCAGCGAGAGGCUGAGCUCAAGAAGAAAAAACUUGAGCAGCGAUCAAAGCUUGAAAGUUUAGAAGAUCUUGAAAAAAUCAUUCACCUGAAGAAGAGGAAAAAAUGCAAGAAUGUAAAAGUCCCAGUAUUAAAGGAACCGGAGCCUGAAGUGAUAACAGAAGCUGUGGACAUCCCUCUAUUUCUGAAGGCUGCCCUGGAGAACAGAAUGCCAAUAAUAGAAAAGUUCUUGUCAGACCAGAAGACUCCAGAUGUCUGCGAUGAGUACAAAAGGACGGCCCUUCACCGAGCAUGCUCAGAAGGACACUUGGCAAUUGUGGAAAAGCUGAUAGAAGCUGGAGCCCAAAUUGAAUUCCAAGAUAUGCUGGAGUCCACCGGCCUUCACUGGGCGAGCCGAGGAGGAAACCUGGACGUUCUGAAGUUCUUGCUGAACAAAGGAGCCAAAAUCAACCCCCGAGAUAAGUUGCUCAGCACCCCUUUGCAUGUGGCAGUGAGGACAGGGCACUAUGAAUGUGCGGAACACCUCAUCGCCUGUGAAGCGGACCUCAACACCAAAGACAGAGAAGGAGACACCCCCUUGCAUGACGCAGUGAGACUGAAUCGUUAUAAAAUGAUCCGACUCCUUAUUCUUCACGGGGCCAACCUCACCAUCAAGAAUUGCGAAGGAAAAACCCCGAUGGACCUCGUUCUCCAGUGGCAGAACGGCACGAAGGAGAUCUUCAGCAGCCUGAAGGAGGAAAGCUUCCACCCAUUCCUCCAGCCCUGCUCCACAGAAAGCACAUAAAACCCCCAAAUCUCCAAGAACAGCAAUCGUAAAAGCCUUGACUGAUAGGACUAAGAAGGGAAAAUUAUGCAGAAAAUAAUUUGGAAGGCCUAGUUUAAUUAGGGCUUAAAAUCCCCCUUGGUGUACUUAAACUUUAUUUAUUCUUCUUAUUUAUUUAUUUAUUUAUGUAUUUUGUUAGUAAUUUCAUGAAUAUUCCAAUGCUAAUCAAGGCUUAUUAUGUAACUUUAUCAGAGAGCUCCAGGAACCUUAAUAUAGACAAUCUUCCUGGAAUCCUGUCCCCAAAUGCACAUGCCACUUUUGAGUUGCCUUUUCAGAGGGAAGAGAAGCACUGCAGGUCAGAAGAUGGAGAAGAGCGUGGGUCGGAGGAGGGCCCAACUGAGAGGCCAAAAUUCAGUUCUGGUUAGAGCCAGGCUGGGAAAGGCGACGAUGGGGAGGCGGAGAGGGUCCAGGCCUCCAGGGCCUCUGAGACCCCAAGCUGAGUCCCAGAGG
Messenger RNA from Tachyglossus aculeatus (Australian echidna), 1606 nucleotides. RefSeq names its product ankyrin repeat domain 1 (gene ANKRD1). Gene Ontology annotation, cellular component: nucleus. Gene Ontology annotation, molecular function: RNA polymerase II-specific DNA-binding transcription factor binding. The coding region runs from base 146 to 1117 and encodes 323 amino acids. Gene Ontology annotation, biological process: regulation of transcription by RNA polymerase II. NCBI's taxonomy places the organism in Eukaryota, Metazoa, Chordata, Mammalia, Monotremata, Tachyglossidae. The transcript has 9 exons. The record is from RefSeq and is a predicted model, not a curated record.